Phalaenopsis equestris is the source of this 2004-nucleotide messenger RNA. RefSeq lists its product as uncharacterized. The transcript has 8 exons. The record is from RefSeq and is a predicted model, not a curated record. Bases 94 to 1383 code for a protein of 429 amino acids. NCBI's taxonomy places the organism in Eukaryota, Viridiplantae, Streptophyta, Magnoliopsida, Asparagales, Orchidaceae.
UACUUUGUAUUAUAUUUAAAAAAGGUUGAGUCAUCUAAUCGGGUUUCCGGAAUCUGGUUCGACUCCUUUGACGCCAUCACCGGCGGCGCCCUCAUGGUUUCUCUGCCUCCAUCGUCGGAGCUCUCUUCUAGCAUUCUUUUUUCCCUCCCGCGCCACCUGCUACUUCGACAUGCGGAGCGGAUCCGAGAAACCCUAGACAGAACCCUCUACAAGCCACCCGCGGGCUCACCCGUCUCCAUCAAAUCACUUCUAGAAUCUCUUCUUCCGCAUGAGGCGGUCUUCAAGCCGAUCAGCAGAGAAGUCAAGGACUUCUGCCUUUGCUGUGCCGCCCUAGCAUCGGCGGAGGGAGUUGAAUCUCCCUCCGUUUAUUGGAUUCCCAAGGGUUUGUCAUCAUUGGCGAAAUUGGCGCUGCGGGAAAUCUCGGUCACUGGAUCUUUUGCCGCGGAGCGCGAAAUGGUCGCUGAGUUGAUGGUUGAAGUGCUUCCGGAACUCAAGGCGGCGGUGAAGGAGACUUGUGUUGAUCCUGAUGAGGAGGUGUUUGUAGCGGGGUCGGAGAGGGCGCCGGUUGCGAAGUCCAUCGUUGCGGCGCAUCAGUUCAGGUGGCUCGUGACCCAGGUUAUGUACCCUCAUUUGGGAAAUAUGUGUGCUUUGGUCAUGCCAUGUGCUCUGACAACAUUGGAUCACUGGUCACCUGAGGUGAAGGAACAGGGGAUGUUUGUGUUAAUCCAUCUAGGAAAGAAUGUAAAUGCAGCUGAGUUGGCAUGGUAUGAAGAAGCAUUUCUGGAUGUUUGCUGUCGAAAUAUUGCUGCCAGCGAUGACCUUUGGCCCCGCAUUAUUGAGGUGUCCACACUUUUAGUAAUUUGCACGCAACAAAAAAAUCCACGUAGCUCUUGGUUUGACCGGAUGCUAAAUGAGAUGUUAGCACAUUUGGAACGCCACCCAUUUAAUAGAGAACAUCGUAUUGCAUGGCUUAAUCUUAUUGAACCAGUUUUUAAUGCAAUGGGGCUUGUAUUGUUAAUGCACUUCCACCGAAUUUUUCCUCUCUUCUUCCAGUGGCUGCAUACCGACGAUGAUGAAACCAUUCUUCUGGUCUUGGAGCGAAUACAUUCAAUCAUAAAACUGACAUGGGUUAGAAAAUCACCAUACAUGGAAAGGUUGCUAGAUGAGCUCAUUCUUUUGUACAAAGAAGUAGAGGCGAGAAAGAACCGUGAAUCUAUACAGAGUUUCAUUUUAGAUUCUCUAAUUUUACUCCACAAAUGCAAGGGAUUACAGUUUGAAACGUCAUGGAGCAAAUAUAAAUGUGAUCCAUGCUUGGAGAAAUUAGUUUGUUCUUUUAGUGACUCUCUUAAAGUCAACGGUGUCGGAUCUGAGCUUUGCACCUAAAAUGUGCAGGAGUUCUUGAACUCAGUUGUCAACCUUUAGCCUCAUGAGAAGGAAGCAGUUGGAAAUCUUCAGGAAAGGUAAUCAUUGUUGUAUAUUCUUGUAUUGCAGGUGUAAAGUAAAUCCUUCUUCCUAGUUUUGAUGAUGGUUGCCUACUUCUCUGAGCUAGAAAUAAGUGUGAGGUCUUGCACGGCUUAAAAGGGUUUACGUAUCGGGGAAACCAUUGAAUGCUGUAGUUUCUGCGUGAAUGAAGCAUUAAUGAAAUAUUUAUGUAAGCUAUAUAGAGUUAUGCACAAUAUUUUCAUUCAAGAGAUUAUUUGGUUACAUAGAAGUGGGAAGAAGUGUUUGAAAAUGAUAAAUUUAUAUUAUUAUGUCGUGAUUUAAUGUAGGUGCCAUUUUGUUGGAUUUUGAUGUAGGCCCGUUUUGCUGGAUGUAAAUGGGUGUUGCUCGCACAUUUGAAAUGUAGAGGUUUUAAACAUUUUAUUGUUUGAUUUGAAGAAUUUGGACUGUAUAGUAAAAUUUGAGUGAAUUUUUAAGCAAACUCGACAAAUUUCUCUGAGUGCUCAAUUUCAUUAAAAAUUGCUGCUGAAGAUGUGUGCCACUGCUUGCCACCACCGCCCCACG